Molecule: messenger RNA, 2814 nt
Organism: Lycium barbarum (goji berry)
Lineage: Eukaryota; Viridiplantae; Streptophyta; Magnoliopsida; Solanales; Solanaceae
Exons: 8
Coding region: 1573-2445 (290 amino acids)
Source: RefSeq, a predicted model, not a curated record
CUCAGUAAAAUACUGCGUUAAAGGACUUAAUUGUAACGGCACGGUUAAGUCCUUUAACGCAGUAUUUUACUACGCUAAAGGAUAUUACCUCUCUCCUUUAAAGACCCCGACAAAAACCCAUUGGGUUCCACUACUGGUCCCUCCCAAAAGUUUUAAAAAAAAAAAAAAAAAAACGCCAUUGAAGGAGAAAACUAGUAGGGCCCACUUCCAAAAAACGUCGUUUUCUAUUCAAAUUUCGUUAGAAAAGUCUAGAUUCUCGGUAUAUUCAAGUCAAGGAGCAAGAUUCUAAGGUCGAACUUUGGAAAAAAGCGACGUACAACUCGAUUAAAACAACCCUACAACAAGCUUCAAUCAAGACACGACUCUUUCAUGGAUCCGAAUGUUCACCCGGGGCCCGCUGUUCACCCUGAGCCCGAUGAUAGAUCAGUACUUUCUUUGCAAGACAAUCAUAGGUCAAAGUUAUUAUGGAUUGGUGCUAUAGGGAUAGCGAGUAGGCUCUGUCCCCGUAGGCUGCAGAGAGCGUUGACUCUUUUACACGAGCGCCCCCACACCCCCGCAUCUUAGAGAUAUUGUUUCAGGGUGGUAUAUAUCGUUGCGUGUCCGUUGGUCGGGUGCAGCAUAAUUGGGCGCUCAUUGCGGCAAUGGUUGAGCAGUGGAGGCCAGAGCCACAUACCUCCCAUCUACGCACUGGUGAGACCACGAUUACACUUCAGGAUGAAGAGGUCUUGUUUGGAUUGCGGGUAAAUGGAGAGCCAUUAUACAGUUGGUACGAGCCUCCUCCUGGUAGGACAUGGGUGUCGGAAUUGUCUAGGCUCACCUAUUUCAUGCCUAGUGCUGCGGCCCAGGUCUCGGGAUUGAGUCGGGUGCAGAAUAGUGCACUCUGCACUUAUUUGCUCGCAAAGCCUCCUAUUGACGACGACACUUCUCAGGACGCUGCUGAUCGUCAUGCCCGUUUGUAUCUACUCAUUAUAUUCGGGGGCAUCUUGUUCCCAAACACAUUGGGUGCCUAUGUCAGCUUACGAUAUUUGAUCUUUUUGAAGCAUCUGGACUGCUUGGGAGACUACAGCUGGGGCGGUGCUAUUUUGGCGUACCUCUACCGAUGCCUAUGUCGAGCAUCUAUUGGCUGUAUCAGCGAUGUGUGUGGAUUUUUUGCUCUUCUCUAGUUAUAGGCGUGGGAGAGGUUGCUGCCUUUUCAGCCCGUACUUAGGCAUCACCUCUGUAUUGACAUGCCCUGCGCGAGGAGGUGGACGGCAGGGUUUGACCGGGAUGUGGAUAUGCACCACAUUAUUCUUCCAUUCUGGGACCAGCUUGAUCAGAUGACAGACGAUGCGCUAUUUAUAUAGACGCCGUACGUUGCUAUUUUGGAUGGGUUACCGGCCUUUUGCAGGGUUGGUCAGGCCGUGUGGAGGUCACGUGUCCAUUGAUACACCUAGACAUCGUUGAGGACCACAUGCCCGAGCCCAUCUUACAACAGUUUGAGCAUACACAGAAUAUACCCCCAACGCUCGUCAUGAGCUCCGACACUACCGGCGGGAUGAUUGAGCGGCCAUCGAUGAUGCAUUUUUGGUUUUCAUGGGUGUCCAACUCCAGCAUUGGCAGGAGAGGUUGGGGACUUUAGCGGUGGUCGGUCAUGCGACGCCCAUCAUGGAUUACCUGCACUGGUAUCAUGGGAUCACACGCCGAUUGAUUGAAAACCCAACUUUGCAUCUCGCAAGGGAUGUAGGAUACGCAGCACUCGCGGGGCAGUACGAGGCAUUGCUGGUGGCUGUACAUCGAUUAUACAUAUUGGGGUUAAAGCAUAUGUCUAACCCUGGGGUUGCGGGGUUUGCUGCGGAGAUGGUACGGAUAUCUGAGGGCGGUAUCCGGCAGGCAGGAGAGGUUAGGCGCAUGGAUGAUCCUGUUCUAGAGGGUGAGUAUCAGGCGGCGCGAGGAGGAAGACGUGGUGCUGCCAGAGGACGCAGUGCUGCUAAAAGACCUGGUCGUGGAGAACACCAUCUGGUAGAUGAGGUCGCUCCCAUUCCAGAGGUCGUUCCCAUUCUAGUCCUUCCGCAGCCGUUCCAGGCCAGUGGCAGCUCAGUUGGACCGUCACCUAUGUUUACGUCGGCGCGCUUACUUGCGAAGAUACCUGGAUCUUCAUCUCAGCCAAGCCAGAAUGCGUACACAAAGGAACGUGAUGACAUCGAUUGGGCGGCGUUUCGCGCAUCAUUAGAUGAUGAGUGGCCAGUGAGAAAUUUAGACGGUCCCAGUAUUCUUGAUUUUGAUGGCUUUUUAAUCCCGGAUUCGGUGCCAGUGGAUCCACCAGAGCAACCCACUCAGGCAUUUUCUCGUAUGUCUGCUGAGCCAGAGGUGUCUUCUCAUGAGACUGUCAAGCCACAGGAUUCGGCGUCAGUGGGUCCACCUGUGCGAUCCACUCAGGCGUUUUCUCAUGGGCUUGCAGAGCCAUAAGUAUCUUCUCAUGAGACUGUCGAGCCACAUAUUCAUCCUUCGGCGACUGCGGUGGCAUCUCCCGACAAGGAUGAGAUCUCAUUUCCAAAACCAGCUCAGCCUAAGAUUCCGAGCGUACCAACGGGACUAGAUCCCAAGAAGAAGUACGUUAUCCCGAAGGGCACAAGAGCGAGGGAUGAUCAUGGCUUAGAGCACCCUUUUAUUAAGAGGAAAAAAAAGGGAUGGAGACGAUGACGAGAGCAGUGGGGAUGGUAUGAGCCUUAGGCCUAAGGAUAGUCUCAAGCAUAGCACAUGUGGGACCCAUCCAUGAUACACAUGUACAGUUUAAGUAAAUAUUAUAUAUUUUUUGCGAAUCUAUUUAUAUUUAUA